AUGUCCUAUGAUCGGUACAUGGCCAACUGCCACCCCCUCCAGUACACUGUCAUCAUGAGCUGGAGAGUGUGCACCAUCCUGGCCACCAUGUCCUGGUUGUUUAGCUUCCUCCUGGCUCUGGUCCACAUUACUCUCCUCCUGAGGCUGCCCUUUUGUGGGCCUCAGAAAAUCAACCACUUUUUCUGUCAAAUCCUGUCAGUGUUCAGAUUGGCCUGUGCUGACACUAGGCUCCAUGAACUGGUCGUCUUUGUGGGCUCUGUGUUUGUUCUAGUGGGGCCCCUGUGCUUGGUGCUGGUCUCCUACACACGCAUCCUCUUUGCUGUGCUGAGGAUCCAGUCUGGGGAGGGCCGCAGGAAGGCCUUCUCCACCUGCUCCUCCCACCUCUGUGUGGUCGGGCUUUUCUUUGGCUGCGCCAUUGCCAUAUACUUGGUCCCUAGAUCUCCCCACUUUCAAGAACUAAGGAAGAUCCUGUCAUUGUUUUACAGCCUUUUCAACCCCAUGCUGAACCCGCUGAUCUACAGCCUGAGGAAUGCAGAGGUCAAGGGUGCCCUGUGGAGGAUUUUGGGGAAAAGGAGGUCCCUGGGAGGGAUGGUUGGGAGUAUUUUGCGUGUGUGUGCUGGUCCUCAUUACACGGAGAUCUUGAAUGCUCUUUUGAGUCCUUUACAUUGA
Molecule: messenger RNA, 669 nt
Organism: Phyllostomus discolor (pale spear-nosed bat)
Lineage: Eukaryota; Metazoa; Chordata; Mammalia; Chiroptera; Phyllostomidae
Product: olfactory receptor 2A12-like
Exons: 1
Coding region: 1-669 (222 amino acids)
Biological process (GO): G protein-coupled receptor signaling pathway
Cellular component (GO): membrane
Molecular function (GO): G protein-coupled receptor activity; olfactory receptor activity
Source: RefSeq, a predicted model, not a curated record